GGAUGCGCGGGAUGCGCCGCGGGAGGAGCGCGCAGGGGGCGGAGUGCGGGAGGAAGUCGGCGUCUGCUGAAAGGAGAAAGGAGAGGGAGACGCGGCUGGGUGCGGCGAGGUGAGGCUGGGAGCCGACGGGAGGGCGCCUCCUCCUCCCCGCCCUUUCUGCUGAGGAUGGAAGUGACGAAAGCAACCGAGGAGGUCACUUCCUGCUGGGGUGGAUGAGGAGGAGCCGGAGACGCCGCGGAGGAGACCGGACCGAAGGCUGACCGUGCCGGGGAGAGCAGGAGGGUGAAAAUGAAAGCAGGCUGUAGCAUCGUGGAAAAGCCAGAAGGAGGUGGAGGCUAUCAGUUUCCUGACUGGGCCUACAAAACAGAGUCAUCUCCGGGCUCCCGGCAGAUCCAGCUGUGGCACUUCAUCCUGGAGCUGCUGCAGAAGGAAGAGUUCCGCCAUGUCAUCGCCUGGCAGCAGGGAGAGUACGGGGAGUUUGUCAUCAAGGAUCCAGAUGAGGUGGCCCGCCUCUGGGGCCGCAGGAAAUGCAAACCACAGAUGAAUUAUGACAAGCUGAGCCGGGCCCUCAGAUACUAUUACAACAAGAGGAUCCUGCAUAAAACAAAAGGGAAAAGGUUUACUUAUAAAUUUAACUUCAACAAGCUGGUGAUGCCCAACUACCCAUUCAUCAACAUUCGGUCAAGUGGUGUGGUUCCUCAGAGUGCGCCACCAGUGCCAACAGCCUCUUCCCGGUUCCAUUUCCCACCUCUGGACACCCAUUCUCCAACCAGUGAUAUGCAGCCGGGGCGGUUCUCUGCUAGUUCCCUAACUACUAGCCAGGAGUCCAGUAAUGGCACUGAUAGGAAGGCGGAGCUUUCAGAGCUAGAGGAUGGCUCAGCCACUGACUGGCACCGGGGUAUGGAUCACAUAUCCUCCCGGAACGCUGUCAGUGGCGGAGGGAUCGGCCAUCAGAAACGCAAGCCUGACAUAAUGCUUCCUCUGUUCACCAGGCCGGGGAUGUACCCUGACCCCCACAGUCCCUUCGCUGUCUCUCCAAUCCCUGGCCGUGGAGGUGUCCUUAAUGUCCCCAUUUCGCCAGCCCUCUCCCUGACGCCCACCAUCUUCUCCUAUAGCCCAUCACCAGGCCUGAGCCCCUUCACCAGCAGCAGUUGCUUCUCCUUCAACCCUGAGGAAAUGAAACACUACCUUCAUUCUCAAGCCUGUUCUGUGUUCAACUACCAUCUGAGUCCUCGGACUUUUCCCCGUUACCCAGGGCUCAUGGUCCCGCCACUGCAGUGCCAAAUGCAUCCUGAGGAGUCAGCUCAGUUUUCUAUCAAGCUGCAGCCCCCACCGGUUGGGCGGAAGAACCGGGAGAGGGUCGAGAGCAAUGAGGAAUCGGCACCUGUUGCCGCACCUACCAUGGCUCCUGUCCCUCCAAGAAUUAAAGUGGAGCCUGCCUCCGAAAAGGAUCCGGAGAGCCUCAGGCAGUCGGCACGAGAGAAGGAGGAGCACGCUCAAGAAGAGGGGGGCACUGUGCCGAGCAGGACCAUAGAAGAAGGAAAAGGCACCAUCUUUGCCCGCCCCACUGCACCGCCCAUCUGGCCGCCUGUGCCCAUUAGCAGCCCAAGCGAAGAACCCCUGGAGGUGACUGAAGACAGCGAGGACAGGUCUGGCAAAGAGCCCAGUGCACCUGAGAAGAAGGAAGAUGCCCUGAUGCCCCCCAAGCUUCGGUUGAAGCGGCGCUGGAAUGAUGACCCUGAGGCCCGAGAGCUGAGCAAGAAUGGCAAGUUCCUCUGGAACGGGUCAGGACCCCGGGGCUUGGCGACAGCAGCUGCUGAUGCUUAGAACUGGAAGUGGAUUUGGAGCUGUUUAUACUAUAAUCAAAUACAUACAUGUAUUUAUGUAGCAAGAUUUCAGGGUGGGGGGGAGGGAGUUAGACCGGGCUGAUCAUUCUAGGGGCAUAGACUUGUUAUUUUUAUGUUUUGGGGAUGGGAUCGGGUAUCUUCUGUUGUAAAUUAGGUGGGAUAUGAACACUUUUUUUUUCCUGGUGAGUAGGACACAGGGAGGGUAUUGAACUGAAAGGAGAAGGAGCCUCUUUCCUGUUGAGGCUUACACUUUCUGACAAACAGACUCCUAAAGGGCCAAGAUACUUUUUGGUCCCAUGAUAGUUCAGGUUCCAGACUUCUUUCUUUUCUAUUGUAUUUAUAUAUGGAAAGCCAUUAAUGAGUUUAUUAUGCUCCAAGAGAUAUACAUAAAA
Messenger RNA from Propithecus coquereli (Coquerel's sifaka), 2239 nucleotides. RefSeq names its product ets variant 3 (gene ETV3). Gene Ontology annotation, cellular component: nucleus. Gene Ontology annotation, molecular function: DNA-binding transcription factor activity, RNA polymerase II-specific; sequence-specific DNA binding. Gene Ontology annotation, biological process: regulation of transcription by RNA polymerase II; cell differentiation. The transcript is spliced from 5 exons. Lineage: Eukaryota; Metazoa; Chordata; Mammalia; Primates; Indriidae. The record is from RefSeq and is a predicted model, not a curated record. Bases 289 to 1827 code for a protein of 512 amino acids.